Messenger RNA from Sphenostylis stenocarpa, 1887 nucleotides. The record is from the annotation of a GenBank genome assembly. NCBI's taxonomy places the organism in Eukaryota, Viridiplantae, Streptophyta, Magnoliopsida, Fabales, Fabaceae.
AUGAAGUUUAUGAAACUUGGAUCUAAGCCAGAUUCUUUUCAGAAUGAUGGGGAUAAUAUCAGGUAUGUGGCAACCGAGCUGGCAACUGACAUAGUAGUUAAUGUUGGAAAUGUAAAAUUUUAUCUUCAUAAGUUUCCUCUAUUGUCAAAAAGUGCACGCAUCCAAAAGAUGGUUGCAAACACUAAUGAGGAGAACAAUGAUGAUGUCCAUAUCCAUGAAAUUCCUGGUGGACCUGCUGCUUUUGAAAUAUGUGCCAAGUUCUGUUAUGGUAUGACAGUCACUCUGAAUGCAUACAAUGUCGUUCCCGCUCGCUGUGCAGCAGAAUAUCUUGAGAUGUAUGAAACUGUUGAGAAAGGAAAUCUUAUCUACAAGAUUGAAGUCUUCCUAAACUCUAGCAUUUUCAGGAGUUGGAAAGACUCGAUUAUUGUUCUUCAAACUACCAAGUCCCUUCUUCCUUGGUCUGAGGAACUUAAAGUAGUGAGCCAUGCCAUUGACUCUAUAGCUACCAAGGCCUCAAUUGAUACAUCAAAGGUGGAGUGGUCAUAUACCUAUAACAGGAAAAAACUACCAUCUGAAAAUAGUAAUGAUCCUCAAUUCAAUAGUGUGAGGAAGCAACAAUUGGUUCCGAAAGACUGGUGGGUGGAGGACCUUUGUGAGCUCCAACUUGAUCUCUAUGAACGGAUUAUAACAACAAUUAUAACUAAAGGAAAUGUUUCUGGUGCUGUAAUUGGAGAAUCUCUAAAUGCCUAUGCCUCAAGAAGGAUGUCUGGCUUCAACAAGGGUGUGAUCCAAGGAGGAGAUGCAGUAAAGAAUAGAUUAUUAUUGGAGACCAUAAUCCGAUUAUUACCCGGGGACAUGGGCAGUGUCCCUUUCAGUUUCUUGGUGAAGUUAUUAAGGGUUUCUAUUCUAUUGGAAUGUGAGGAGUUGGAGAGAUCUGAACUGAUUCGGAGAGUAGGUAUGUGCCUUGAGGAGGCUAAGGUCUCUGAUUUAUUAAUUCGGGUCCCAGCUGGUGACACAAUUUUUGAUGUUGACAUUGUGCAAAGGCUAGUAGAAGAGUUUGUAGCAUGUGAUCAACAUGUUCAGUUGGAUUCGCUGUUGGAAGAUGAAUUUCAGGAGAUCAGAAGCCCCGGGAUUGUUUCAGACACUUCAAAGGCGAAGGUGGCAAAACUGGUAGAUGGUUACCUUGCUGAGAUUGCACGUGAUCCCAAUUUACCCCUUUCAAAUUUUGUUAAUCUUGGUGAACUAGUAUCAAGCUUUCCUAGAGCUUCUCAUGAUGGCCUCUAUCGUGCCAUUGACAUGUAUUUAAAGGAGCAUCCUGGAAUUAGUAAGAGUGAAAGGAAAAGAAUAUGUAGGUUGAUGAACUGCAGGAAGUUGUCUGCAGAGGCUUGCAUGCAUGCUGUGCAGAACGAGCGACUUCCUAUGCGCGUUGUUGUGCAGGUUCUCUUCUUUGAGCAGCUGAGAGCUACAACAUCUUCAGGAGGCAAUAGCACACCAGAUCAUCCUGGGUCUAUCAGGGCCCUUCUGCCUGGUGGAUCUCAUGGGAGCUCAAGGUCUACCAUAACAAACACAGAAGAGGAAUGGGAUGCUGCGGGAACAAUUGAAGACAUAAAAUCUCUGAAAGGAGAACUUGAUGCACUAAAAUUAUCAGGUGGAAUCAGUGGGGCCAGUGGUGGAAACGACAAUAGUGCUGGUAAAGGCAAUGCUGAGAAUGUUGCUGCUAGUAAAAUGAAAGGUCUCAUGUCAAAGAAGAUACUGUCUAAGAUUUGGUCAAGCAAAGAAAGAAGUGGUGAGCUAACUAGCUCUGAUACAUCAGAAAGUCCUGCUUCCACUGUUGUAGAGGAAACAAAAUCUACCCCAUCUAGAAGCAGGAGGCAUUCAGUAUCUUAG